AGUUAAUUGUAAUUUCAACUCAAACGACAAAGUGCAGAAUUGUAUUGUCGAGAUCAGUCGAAAUGGCAGAUCCACGUGAAAUAUUAAACUUGUUGGAUAUUUCAGAUGACGAAGAAGAAUUAGAAUUACCUGUAGUAAUUCCUCCUAUUUUACCUUACCCACAAUAUGAAGAACGAUAUGAACAUGCAGGAUAUGUACCAAUAACGAGUGAAAAACAUAUUUUAAGUUAUUUAUGGUUUCUUGGCCACGAAAGUGCAGGAUAUCGUGAUGUAGCGGAUCGAUUUGGUGUUACAAUAAGCACAUUACAUGUAAUCAUUACAAGAGUCACAAUAUUUUUAAUGCAACUUGCUCCACAAAUAAUAAGAUUUCCUACAUUAGAGGAGAAACAGGCAACAAUGACAUAUUUUCUACAGCGAAAAGGAUUUCCAGGAAUUAUUGGUGCUAUAGAUGGUACACACAUCAGACUUGACAAGCCAGAAGAGGAUCAUGAUUCUUAUAUUAACAGAAAACAAUAUUUUUCCAUACAUAUGCAAGGAACAGUUGACCAAAAUUUAAAAUUCUUAGAUGUUUUUAUUGGCUAUCCAGGAUCCGUACACGAUUCAAGAGUGUUUAGGGAAUCUCCUUUGUAUGAAUCUCUUCACCAAAUUUGUUUAGAUGGAUCUUACUUACUUGGAGAUAGUGCAUAUCCAUGUUUAGAUUAUUUAAUGGUACCAUAUAGAGAUACUGGACAUUUAACUCAAGCGCAAAGACAUUUCAAUCAAAAAUUAAGUUCAUGUCGUGUCAUAAUUGAGAAUGCAUUUGGUUGUUUGAAGCAACGCUUCAGACAAUUGUAUCAUUUCAAAUUGCGGGACAUUGUACGCAUGGUUCAAGUUAUACACGCUUGUUGCGUUUUGCAUAAUUUAGCACACGUAGACGACUUGGAGUUUUUAGAGCCUCCAGUUGAUGAUGAGUAUCCUGAUCCAGAAGCGAUUAUAAAUAAUGCUGAAAAUAAUAAUGAGAUAAUUCCUGGAAAUCAGCGUGGCCGUGAAUUGCGAGACGAGUUAUGCCGUCAAUUAUUUGUACGACAUCAUUAAGAAAGAUAAAUUUUCUUUUUCUUUUUUUGUUGUUCUCCAAUGUAUUUGAAGCAUUACCUGAUGUUCUUGUAAAAUAUAAUAUUUAUAAAUAAAAUAACAAUUUUUUUUCUAA
Molecule: messenger RNA, 1185 nt
Organism: Temnothorax curvispinosus
Lineage: Eukaryota; Metazoa; Arthropoda; Insecta; Hymenoptera; Formicidae
Product: putative nuclease HARBI1
Exons: 4
Coding region: 63-1073 (336 amino acids)
Source: RefSeq, a predicted model, not a curated record